This is a messenger RNA of Solanum stenotomum, 534 nucleotides long. Its product is annotated as probable 2-oxoglutarate/Fe(II)-dependent dioxygenase. Lineage: Eukaryota; Viridiplantae; Streptophyta; Magnoliopsida; Solanales; Solanaceae. Bases 1 to 534 code for a protein of 177 amino acids. The record is from RefSeq and is a predicted model, not a curated record. The transcript has 3 exons.
AUGUUUAGAUGGGAUACCUUAGAAGCAUACUCAGCAGAAUGGAAGGAACUAUCGGAGAAAAUAUUCAAAAUAAUGGCGAAAUCAUUAGGAAUGAAAGGAGAAGAUUUGAAUGAAGUUUUUGAUGGAGGAGAGCAAGCAAUGAGCAUGUAUUACAAUCCUAAGUGUCCUCAAGAAGGUGUUGUUAUGGGGCUAAACCCCCACACUGAUCUUGCUGGCUUGACCAUACUUUCUCAACAAAAUGAAGUGGAAGGUCUACAUAUCAAGAAAGAUGGUGCUUGGAUCUCUAUUACACCUUUGCCAAAGGCCAUUGUUAUCAACGUUGGAGACAUGCUAGAGAUAGUGACGAAUGAAAUUUAUAAAGGUGUUGAACAUCGAUCAGUUCUCAAUCCAAACAAGGAAAGAUUACCCAUCGCUACAUUUUUUAAACCAAAAAGGGACUAUCAUUUAACUCCAGCACGGAGACUUGUCACUCCUCGAAAUCCUGUAAAAUUCAAGCAAAUUGGUAUUGUUGCUGAAUACUUCAUUAAAUUCUAA